This is a messenger RNA of Megalopta genalis, 863 nucleotides long. RefSeq lists its product as uncharacterized. Lineage: Eukaryota; Metazoa; Arthropoda; Insecta; Hymenoptera; Halictidae. The record is from RefSeq and is a predicted model, not a curated record.
GAAAGAAAUCUCAUCCGUUGGAGUUCCAUUGACCCGGUGCGAUUAAACGCAGUAAUUAAUUAAUCAAAUUUCGACGCUUCACGUGCUUCCGCGAACAUGAUCUCCUGGUUGUUCGUAUUGUUCUGUUCGUUGUUCUACUGGUCCAACAAUGUCUCGGCGCAACCUGGCUACCAGAGACUCACGAACACUGAGAAACGUGAUGGAGAACCCGAAACUUUGGUAGAUUUAGCGAACGCAGAAGACAACAGCAUUGUUGGACAGCUGAAUGCAGAAAUUCCUGUUGUGAUAAAUGACCGACAGAAGCGACUAUCGGAUCAACGGCUGGCAGAACUGCAAACUCUGAUGCGCAUCCAGAAAAUAAACGCGAGAUUGGGAGCAGUGACAAGGGGUGGUCGCCAUGUGAACGCGCUCAAGGUGGGUCGGAGGAAACGGUCGGUUUUCGAAAUGAACAUGAAGAACCUGAGGAAACUCUUCAAACUGUCGGGACAGCUCGGCGGUUAUAAAGGAAAUCUGGCUUUUCCUGCAAUCAGUUGAAGCCUCGAAGCGAUACAGAAUGUGACGCGAAUGUGACUUUGCCGAAUGCGGUACGCUGAAUUAAAAAAAGAUGACCCGCGGGCAGAAAGAAAGAAAUCCUGUUCGGUGUACCGAUCUGUCCUCGAGGAACUAUCGAAUAAUUACGAAUUAGAGUGCACACCAUUGAGAAUCAGUAUCACAACCGUCCCUCGUGUAUCGUAUAUAAUCGCGCUACCUAUUUAUUUCCUGUAAAUGAGAAACUUCUUCGAAUCGUCGUUGUAAGAUAUUUAUUUAUUAUUUUUCUACAUAUUGAAAUAAAUUAUACGAGUAUUUUAUUUAUUACACUGUAA